Drosophila innubila is the source of this 5731-nucleotide messenger RNA. It is a transcript of the gene pcm, whose product is annotated as 5'-3' exoribonuclease 1. Gene Ontology annotation, cellular component: nucleus. Gene Ontology annotation, molecular function: RNA binding; 5'-3' RNA exonuclease activity. Gene Ontology annotation, biological process: rRNA catabolic process; nuclear-transcribed mRNA catabolic process. NCBI's taxonomy places the organism in Eukaryota, Metazoa, Arthropoda, Insecta, Diptera, Drosophilidae. The transcript has 13 exons. The record is from RefSeq and is a predicted model, not a curated record. The coding region runs from base 246 to 5348 and encodes 1700 amino acids.
CGUUGAAUCUAACAGGGUGGCAGCCUUUCGGUCGGAUGGCAACAUUUGGGCCAGGUGGCCAGGAUACAACCUCUAGUGCAUAUAAACAGUCAAAAUUUUCACUGCAGAAAUUGCAGCAGAAACCAGCAAAAAAGAAACGAAAGACGAAACGCGUUUGUGUUUUGUCGUUUUUUUUUGUUGCAAAAGACGUGGCAAGGACACACCACGAACAAUUGUGAAACUGUGCUUCAAUUAACAACAACAAGAUGGGUGUACCAAAGUUUUUCCGGUAUAUUAGCGAACGCUAUCCGUGUCUCAGUGAAUUGGCGCGUGAGCAUAGCAUGCCCGAGUUUGAUAACCUUUAUCUGGAUGUCAACGGUAUUGUGCACAAUUGCUCGCAUCCAGAUGAUGGCAACAUUCAUUUCCAUUUGGAAGAAUCGCAAAUAUUCCAGGACAUUUUCAAUUAUAUCGACAAGCUCUUUUAUCUGAUCAAGCCGAAAAAGUUGUUCUUCUUGGCCAUAGAUGGCGUUGCGCCACGUGCCAAAAUGAAUCAACAGCGCAGCCGACGCUUUCGUUCCGCCCGCGAAGCCGAGCAACUGGAGGCGAAGGCGAUGCAGCGCGGUGAGAAGCGGGAGCAUGAGAGAUUCGAUAGCAAUUGCAUUACGCCCGGCACAGUGUUCAUGGAUCGUCUGCAAAAAGGAUUGCGUUUCUUUCUCCGCACCAAAAUCUCCACAGAUCCCAUGUGGAAAACGUGUCAAGUGAUCUUGACGGGCCAAGAGGCACCCGGCGAGGGUGAGCACAAGAUCAUGGAUUACAUCAGAUAUUUAAAAGCUCAACCCAAUUUCGAUCCCAAUACGCGUCAUUGUCUCUAUGGUCUGGAUGCGGAUCUCAUCAUAUUGGGACUGUGCACCCACGAACUGCAUUUUGUGGUGCUGCGGGAAGAGGUGAAGUUUGGCAAGAAUGUGAAGCGUCUGGGCUUCAAUGAUACACGAUUCUUUCUACUGCAUUUGGGAUUGUUGCGCGAGUAUCUGGAAUUGGAGUUUGCUCAACUAUCGACGCCGGAACACAAACUGGAUAUAGCGCAACUGAUCGAUGAUUGGGUGCUGAUGGGUUUCAUGGUGGGCAACGAUUUUAUACCGCAUCUGCCAUGUCUGCACAUCUCCUCGAAUGCUCUGCCCUUGCUCUACAAGGCCUACAUUAAUCUGUACCCGAAGCUGGGCGGGAAUAUCAAUGAGCAUGGCAAACUCAAUAUGCAGCGAUUGGAAUUGUUUAUGAAUGCUCUAAGUAAGAUUGAAUUGGAUCUGUUUGAGGAGCAUUACGAUGAUCUCAAGUAUAUGCAUGCCAAGACCGAGGCAUUCGAUGUCGAUGUCAAUGAGAUCAAGAACGGCGCAUCCGAUAGCUUCAAUAAUGAUCUGGCUGCCCUUAUCGAUAACAGCAUGAAGCUCUAUGAAGACGACAGCGAUGUGGAUCUAAGCGACGAUGAGACGGCCAUGAAGAACGAAUUCCAGAAUUAUAAACGGAAUUAUUAUCGGAACAAGUUCAAGACGGAAUUGCAUGCAGAUUUGAUUGCCGAGUUGAGCAAUCAAUAUGUGAUGGCAUUGCAAUGGAUACUCGAUUAUUAUUAUCGUGGUGUGCAGUCAUGGAAUUGGUAUUAUCCCUAUCAUUAUGCACCGUUCAUCAGUGAUCUGACCAACAUACGGAACAUCAAGGUCAAUUUUGAUCUGGGCAAACCAUUUUUGCCCUUUCAGCAGUUACUGGCUGUGAUGCCAGCGGCUAGUUUAAGCCUCUUACCAUCCGCCUAUCACGAUCUGAUGCUCAAUGAGAACAGUCCCCUGGCCGAGUUCUAUCCCAAGGAGUUUGAGAGCGAUCUCAAUGGCAAGAAGCACGAUUGGGAAGCUGUCGUCCUCAUACCCUUCAUCGAUGAGAAACGUUUGCUCCAGGCCAUGCAAACAUGCGAAUCCAUGUUGAACGAUGAGGAGCGUGCUAGGAAUCAACAUGGACCCAUGUAUCAAUAUGACUAUAGUCUUAAAUCGUUGGGCUCCUUGCCAGCAGUGGCGCCUCUCAAGGCACUGCAACAUGUCUAUUGCUCGGAGCUGGCACGUUGGUCCGAUGAGAUUGUACUCCACUUACCGCAAACGGUUUGCGUCGAGCUGCCCAAUGCGGCGCGUCAUGUAUUCUUUCCGGGAUUCCCCACCAUGAAGCAUCUCGAUUUUGAUUUUGAGCUGCGUAACGAUCGCAUACGGAUAUUCGAGCAACCCUCGCGUAAUCAAAGCGUUGUCCUGCUGCCCAAGAAGCGUUCUUUCGAGGACACCCUCUCAGCGGUGGCUAGUCUCUAUCUGGAGCAGGUGGUGCACAUUGGUUGGCCGCAUCUGAUCAAAGCCAAGGUGGAGAGAAUUGCCACACGAGAGCAAACUGUGGACAAGACGGGCAUCAGGGUCAACAAUGAAUCGCGACGCUUUGAAAUGGACUGCAAAUCUCUGCAGGAUCACUUUGCUUGUCGCAUGGGCAUUCAGUUUGACAAUUAUGAGGUGAUUCUUUAUAUACGCACAUUUGCUGGCACCGCUGUGGACUUUGGCCAGCGUGGUAAUGUCUUCAUGAAGGAUAUAUGGAGCAGUAAGGUCACACCGUAUCCGGCUCAGGGUGUUGUUGCCGAUAUUCAGGUGCAGGAUAACAUGCGCCGACAGUUUAAUAAAAUCGAGGAACUAUUUCCGGUCAGCUCGACGAUCUUUUUCAUUGGCAAUCAAUACUAUGGCAGCCAGGGCACGGUCCUGGAUCCAAUGCUUGUCUACAGCUGCGGACGUAUACAGGUUAGCAUCCGCGUUGUUCCGGAACCCGAGUUGAAUCCGGCGCGUUUGCUGCAGGAACAAAAGGAUCGGGAUUAUAUGAAUGCGUACGCGGUGUGCAGAGAAUUGAAUAUGUCCAGCAAAUGUCUGGGUCGAUUGACGGGCACCGUUUUUGUGGUGUUGGGACCACGUCGUGAGAAAAUGGAAAAUGUGUCCAAGCACAAUAUUGGACUGCAGUUGAAGUAUCCGCGAAUGAAUGAGGAGAGAGCUGGUUAUUGUCGUCGUAUAAAUAACCAAUGGUUUUACUCCGAAAUGGCCGUUGAUUUGAUCUUCAACUAUUGCAAUCAAUUUCCAGAAGUUAUUGAUUUCUUUGCGAACAGCAAUGAUCGCAGUGAAUAUAUCUUUGAGGAGGAUUUGUAUCCCAAUGAGGUUGGCCAGCAUCGCAUCGAGGAUUUGGCCAAUUGGGUGCGUCAACAACCCCACAUGAAAGUUGAUCGCGUCACCUGCGGUUCUCGCACCAUUUGCAAAGAAACUGUCGAGUUGCUGCUCAAUGCCGCCGACGAGUUGCGUACGAAGCCCGUGAAGAAUGUGAAAUUGCAGGUGAAACCGCAUCUGCUGAUCAAACCAAAUGUCACGCUGCCGGAGGCUUAUAAAUCAUCCCGGGCUGUCAAGCUCUUUGAUCGUGUUGUCAUUGUGCAAACGGUUUUCCAAGUCCCCGUUGGCACCAUGGGCACUGUGAUUGCCGUGCACAUCAUCAGUGAUCCGAAUCCAGUGCGCUUGGAAUGCCUGAACGCCGUGGAGACCAUGUGUGAAGUACUCUUUGAUAAAUCAAUACCAAACUGUGGCGAUAUUUAUGGCAUUGCCGAGGAGCGUGUCUGCAAAGUGCCCGAGAACUCCUUGCUGGUCAUCGGUUCAUGUGAGGAAGCCGAUAGAAAGCAGCAGCAACUAUCGCAGCAGCAACAAUCGCAGCCGCAGCAGCGUCAGCAACCACAGCUACAACUGCAGCAGCAGUCGCGACAACAACAGCAGCAACAAUUGCCACAGGCGCAAUCGCUGCGUCAAAAUUGGCGAGAGCAACAGCAGCAGGAGCAACGUUAUGUAACAGCAGCUGGCUCCAAAUACAACCCCAUUACAAUGAAAACGCGCAUUGCCGAUGAAUUUGUCGAUCCAGGCGUGUUGCUCGCCGAACCAGCAACAUCAACAUCAACAGCAGCAACUACAGCAGCAGCAACUGCAACACCAGCAACCGCGCCAGUUGUGGUACAAAACUGGCGUUCAAUGUCAACGCAGGCGCCAGUGAAGCAACAACAACAACAGCAGCAGCAACAACAACAACAACAACAACAACAGCAGCAGCAGCAACAACAACAACAGCGACAGACGACAUCGGAUAUGAUCAUCAAUCGCAGCACGGCUGGCAAUGAGAUGAACACUAAUCAAGCGACACCAAAUGCACAAACUCAAGCAUUGAAAUUAUUGCUGGGUCUGAAUCCGGCACAAAAGCAACCAUUGCAAUUGCCGUCAUCGUCAUCGCCAUCGGCAACGCCAUCCACAGCUGCAAUUGCAUCGCAAUUGCAACUGCAAUUUCCGGCCAAGAUUCCGUCCCAGGCCAACAAUAGUCCGUCCCAGCCGCAAGCACCGCAGCUGCCUAGUCAAAUGCCCAAACUGCCGCAGCCGCCGUUGUUCUGGCAACGUGAGGCACAGGAGCAACAACAGGCGAGGUUGCAAUCGGAUCUCAUUAAGACGCAGCAAUGGGAUCAGAGGCCGCAGUUGCAGACAAUGAGGUCGCCACAGUUGCCGAUGCCCAUGCCGGGCAUGUUGCUGCCACAGCAACAACAGCAGCAGCAAAUGCAGCAACAGCAACAAUUGCAGCAGCAGCAACAAUUGCAGCAACAGCAACAAUUGCAGCAGCAGCAACAAUUGCAGCAGCAGCAACAAUUGCAACAGCAGCAGCAACAACAAUUGCAGCAACAACAACCGUUGCCACAACAAUUGCAGCCACAACAACAAUUGCCACAACAAUUUAUGCCGCCAUCAAAUAGUUAUGGCUAUCAUCGUUACAAUAACAAUGCCAACUUUUAUCCCACCAUGAACAAUUUCAACAGCAUUGAUCCACAUCCACAUCCUCAUCCCAAUCCCAAUGCUCAUCCGCAUCCCAAUGCGAACAACAACAACUUGAAUCGCUACAACAGCUACGAGCCAAACUUCCCUCCCAUUCAAAUGCCUGGCAGCAGCAGCAGCAACAGCGCUCGUCGCUCCUUCACAUCCAUCCAGGACUUUGUGCCCAUUCAGGCAUAUCGUCCCAAGAAAACACAACGCGACGAGCCACCGAUGGAAAAACAGGAGACAGGCGAAACAUUCUCUGAUUCUCAACAGGCAAGUGAGUCUAAAGAGAAUAUUCAAAGCGACGAGGCAACUAAUAAAUUAAUGGAAACGCUAAAAAUAGCGCCAAAAACACAGGCCGAGUCCCUUACAAGUCCGAGCACUCUCAAUACUGAAGAAGCAACUGCUGAUAAGCCAAAAAUGAUAAGAAAGCCACGCGUUCCACGCAUUGGGGCCAAAUUUGAUCUGGAAUACAUGCCCUAAAGGGGGAAACAAUAGAGGAAAUGCCCAAUUAAUAUUAAGCAAUCAACUAAAUUAAAGUUAUUUUCUAAUUUCUUUUUCUGGAAAAAAAAUUGUAAACUAAUUUGAAUGGAAUUAAAUAUUUUUUUUCCACAGCUGUAUAUACUUAUAAACCAUAUACAGACAUUUAUAUACGUGCAAAUGUCUAUAUAUAUAUAUUAAUAUUAAGAUCAAAAUACCUUAAAUUAUCUUGAUAUCUCCAAAGAGAAUCUGUAAAGAGAAACUUAUGAAAAACAAGUGGAUUAUGAACAAAUUUGUCUGCCACAAAAUAUUUAUAAUAUCUAAAAGACGUCUACGAAUUAGAGAGAAUUUUUAGAAAGUGAUCUUUCUUUAAGAAAAAAAAAAAA